Molecule: messenger RNA, 1896 nt
Organism: Hipposideros armiger (great roundleaf bat)
Lineage: Eukaryota; Metazoa; Chordata; Mammalia; Chiroptera; Hipposideridae
Gene: SERPINB7
Product: serpin family B member 7
Exons: 8
Coding region: 94-1236 (380 amino acids)
Biological process (GO): negative regulation of endopeptidase activity
Molecular function (GO): serine-type endopeptidase inhibitor activity
Source: RefSeq, a predicted model, not a curated record
GUAAAUAUUUCUGAAGCCCACAGUUUAAAGCCUGGUCACUUUAUACGACAGAGAAAGAGAGAGAGGAAGAGAGAAGCCGUGCUCCAUUUCACGAUGGCCUCCCUUGCUGCAACAAAUGCAGAAUUUUGCCUCAACUUGUUCCAAGAGAUGGAUUACAAUCAAGCAAGUGGAAAUGUGUUCUUUUCCUCUCUGAGCAUCUUCACUGCCCUGGCUGUGGUCCGUUUGGGCGCACGAGGUGACUGUGCUUCUCAGAUUGAUAAGAUGCUUCAUUUCAAUACCACCUCAGGACAUGGAAAUGCCUUUACUACUCAGAAUGGACUCCAAUCUCAACUGUCAAGGAUUCUCGCUGAUAUAAACACAUUCCACAAGGAUUAUGAACUCAGCAUUGCCAAUGGUCUUUUUGCAGAAAACGUGUUUGACAUUCGCAAGGAUUAUAUUGAGUGUGCUGAGAAAUUAUACCAUGCCAGAGUGGAAACAGUUGACUUUACAAAUGCUGUAGAAAAGACCACGUAUAAUAUUAAUAGAUGGGUUGCACAGGAGACACACGGCAAAAUCAAGAACAUCAUCCGUGAAGGAAGUAUUAGCUCUUCCGCGGUGAUGGUGGUGGUGAAUGCCAUCUACUUCAAGGGAAACUGGGAGUCGGCCUUCUCCAAGAAUGAAACCCUACAUUCCCGGUUCAAAUCCCCCAUGUGUCCUGGGAAAGCAGUCGCCAUGAUGCAUCAAGAACGGAUGUUCAAAUUGUCCGUCAUUCAGGACCCAUAUAUGCAAGUUCUUGAACUCAAAUAUCGCGGCGGCAUAAGCAUGUAUAUAAUGCUGCCUGAGAGUGACCUCUCCCACAUUGAAAAAAAAAUGACCUUUCAGAAUGUAAUGAAAUGGACCAAUCCAAGAAAAAUGAGCUCCCAGUAUGUCAAGGUGUUUCUUCCACGGUUCAAGAUAGAGAAGAAUUAUGAAAUCAAAGAAUACUUAAAAGAACUAGGGCUGACCGAUCUCUUCGAUGAAUCCAGGGCUGACCUCUCUGGCAUAGCUUCAGGAGGUCGUCUAUAUCUGUCAAAACUGAUGCACAAGUCAUACAUAGAGGUUACCGAAGACAGCACAGAGGCAGCUGCUGUCUCAGAAAACAACAUUGUAGAAAAGCUACUCCCCGAGUCUACGUUAUUCAAAGCUGAUCACCCAUUCCUAUUUGUCAUCAGGAAGAAUGACAUCAUCUUAUUUACUGGCAAAGUCUCUUGCCCUUGAAAAUCCGUUUCUGCUAUGAUAGUUCCAGCAACAUCAAGGAACCACCAUAAGAGAAUCUAGUUUAACAGGAAGCAUGUGGUGUUUCCUUUAGUUGACUUCUUUCUGACAUUGGCCAGCAGAUGACUUGAACCUCCUCAGACACCUGGUUGAUUACCCUGAUCUUGCUCUUAGCAUUUUUAUCACCAUUGGCCUCACCCAUAUCUAAUUUCAUUGUCUUCCUACCCACACUCAUUUCCACCAGUCUCUCCCGUAGCCACUUACGCACAGAUCUGGGCAUGGCAUCUGGGAAUUGUGGAGUGCUCCACAGGUAAUGGCAAUGUGGAAGCAGUCUUAGGCAACUUUUUUGAAACUCUAUAGGCAUCGCAGGUAUUCCAGUUUUGUUGUAAAUGAUCUAGCAAGUAAGCCCAGCUCCUAGGAAUAAGGGUGAGGCAUAACUUUUCCUUGCUGACCUAAGAAGACAUUAAAGUUGAUUUUAACACAUCUGAUGUGAAAUCAGUGUCUAAUCUAAAAGUGAAAAAAUAUGGAUUUGGGAUUGGGAGCCAACCAAAAUAUUUCAUUAAUAACUUCAAGUGGAUGUCUUUUGGCCUUUCCUUGAUAGAGACUUAAUAUGUACAUAGUUUUUCAAAUAUGAAAUACCUUUUAACUGUUGCCAGUUAUUAU